This is a messenger RNA of Trypanosoma grayi, 1842 nucleotides long. RefSeq lists its product as hypothetical. The coding region runs from base 1 to 1842 and encodes 613 amino acids. The record is from RefSeq and is a predicted model, not a curated record. The transcript has a single exon. Lineage: Eukaryota; Euglenozoa; Kinetoplastea; Trypanosomatida; Trypanosomatidae.
AUGGAAAGCCAGCGGCAGGAAUGGAGCAGUGCCCACGCUCAGCUGUGGACCUCGUUCAAACUGGCACAAAAAGGGUGCGACUCGGACAAAACCCGACAAGACACAAGUGUGGAUAAAAUGACGCGUUCAAACUCCUUGCUGGAGCAGCACCCGCGUGUACCCGGGCGUGAGGUAACGUCGGCCAUACUGAGGGAAGCCACAAGGCAGACGCGCCUCGAUGAACCGGUGUUCCCUGAGGAGCUGGAGAGUCGCAUCUUUGGGCUCAUUGAAGAUGAUAGGACAGAUGCCGCGGUUCGAGACCUACUAGCUGCCGUUGUUCACCUCAAGAACCGGGCCGAAAAGGAUGGCGCUGAGUCUAUUUACAGGCAGGAGUCGCUUGCAGGAGUUGUUAACGAAACGCUGUUUCAAUUGACUGGGCAACAACUCGGUGUGGGAUCGACUGCUGCUGCUGUCGUCACCGAUGAGAUGACCAGUGAAAGCACGGAGGCACUUGCCGAUAUAGAGAGUCGUCUCUUAGCAGUUCUCAUACAAGUGGAGAAGUGUAAGGAGACGGCAUGGACAUUUCUUGAGAAGAACUGUCCGGGUAAGGUGUUGUCUAGGGAAACCUCAUUGCAGGAGAUGCUGAAUGUCCUGCGCUCCUCCUGUUUCCCUGCGUCGAGCGGGGCUAGUAUUGGCGACACCAACAGUGAAAAAAUUCACCAGAUCAUGGAUAUACUUGAGGCGCCAGCCGGGACUCUCCCAGACCAGACGCCUGAUUUAGUGCUCAAGGUGGUGAAGGAGUUGGAGUUUGCCAGACGAGAGAACCAUGCAAAUUCUGUGCUUCUUCUUCAAUACGAACGAGAUGUCAUGGCCAAGUUCGCCUCAUGUGGUGUUGUUUCUCCUCCUACGCUGGAACAGGAACGGGAGACGCUGUUUUCAAAGAAUGAAAGCGUCCACCCGUCUUUCAAUCACGACCAGUGGAUCAAGGGGGAUUUGGAGGCUCUUCUUUCUGUCAUGAGGGAGGUGAGCAGAGGUUGCCAACUAAAUGUGGAUCCCCUUCAUCUUCGAGAGGGACCUGACGAUACUUCUGCUGAAGCCAUGCUGAAGUACAUGCGUGUAGCGCUGUCUGGAGCGAGGGAGUUGCUUUUUAUGUUGGCUCGAAAUCAAAUGCAGGCAAAGCCCUUACUUGUAGAGAUGGCAUAUACGUUAGGUGGGACUGGGCAUGAGGGUAGGGGAUCGCAGGCCACUGUGUUAAAUGAAAGGCCCUUCAUGGAAAUCGUGGAUGAGUUGGGUCGCCUUGUGUACGACCGCUGCGAGCAGGCCACACCGGAGCUGCGGGUGGGUGGGCGUCGGGAGGAGAAGGAGCCGUCGGAGGCGAUGAUGCGGAUUGCCCGCUGUCUACCAGAGGAAUAUCGCAUGCGAGCUGUCGAGUUGCUGCGAACCGGGGGUGCGUUGACCGAUUACGUAGAAGGGGUGGUGAAGCGCCUAGUCGCAGCAGAGGCGGCGGAUGACCCUCUACUCCUUCAGGUGCAGCAGUUAGGUUCCCAGAUUGCGCAGCUGACAGACGAAGCGGACGAUGGGAGUCCGCAUGUCGUUGAUCAGACCACCCUGUCGACACUCGUGGACACGGCGGAGCAACUGCGGCUUUGGGCAAUGGAGAGACGUGGCGGUACCUCUUCGGUGACAGAGGAAGCGAUGAUUCAACAAUGUCUGCACGAGCUGGCUCAGCUGCUUCCAACCGGUGUUCCACCGAGCUCCCCCAUGGGUUCGGCUCGCAUCGAUCCCCCAGUGAAUAACCUUCUCGAUAUGGUUCGGCUGCUGAANGCUCCCCCAUGGGUUCGGCUCGCAUCGAUCCCCCAGUGA